Molecule: messenger RNA, 257 nt
Organism: Cylicocyclus nassatus
Lineage: Eukaryota; Metazoa; Nematoda; Chromadorea; Rhabditida; Strongylidae
Source: the annotation of a GenBank genome assembly
UUCGCCAGCAUUUAUGGCUUUUAUUGUUUCUUGACAGCCGCAAAUUUGCGAUGGAUCAGUUCCAAGCCCUCAUCGAACCUGGCCGUCAGUUUGCCAAAGAUUCUAUCCGAUUGGUGAAGAGGUGUACGAAGCCCGACAGGAAAGAAUAUCAGAAGAUCGCAGUUGCAACUGCAAUCGGCUUUGCUAUCAUGGGUUUCAUCGGAUUCUUCGUCAAGCUCAUCCAUAUCCCAAUCAAUAACAUCAUUGUCGGAGCGUAG